This is a messenger RNA of Acomys russatus (golden spiny mouse), 1275 nucleotides long. It is a transcript of the gene Tmem86a, whose product is annotated as transmembrane protein 86A. Bases 137 to 859 code for a protein of 240 amino acids. The record is from RefSeq and is a predicted model, not a curated record. The transcript has 3 exons. Lineage: Eukaryota; Metazoa; Chordata; Mammalia; Rodentia; Muridae. Gene Ontology annotation, cellular component: membrane.
AGACAGUACUCCGAGCGCCCGGCGCGCGGGAGGUAUUGUGCUUCAGCCCGGCUUUGUUCGGUUGUCGGCUCACCUGUCCCUGGGUGCGUCCUGGCGGUGCAACCCGGAGCGGGUGCCAGCAGUCGCCGCCGCCGCCAUGGUGUCCCCGGUCACUGUGGUGAAGAGUGAGGGACCCAAACUGGUGCCCUUCUUUAAGGCCACCUGUGUGUAUUUUGUGCUCUGGCUGCCCUCGUCCAGCCCUUCGUGGGUCAGCGCCCUUAUCAAGUGCCUGCCCAUCUUCUGCCUCUGGCUCUUUCUUCUGGCCCAUGGCUUCAGAUUCCUGCUGGCCCACUCCAGUGCCUCCCUCAUCUUUGUGGGACUUGUCUUCUCUGCUGUGGGUGAUGCCUUCCUCAUCUGGCAGGACCAUGGCUACUUUGAACACGGUCUUCUGAUGUUUGCUGUGACGCACAUUCUCUAUGCUUCGGCCUUUGGCAUGCGGCCACUGGCUCUCCGGACAGGCCUGGUGAUUGGAGUGCUGUCAGGCCUGUGCUAUGCCCUGCUCUACCCGGGGCUAUCAGGUGCUUUCACCUACCUGGUGGGGGUCUACGUGGCCCUUAUCAGCUUCAUGGGCUGGAGAGCUAUGGCAGGACUGCGGCUGGUUGGGGCAGCCUGGCGGUGGACGGAGCUGGCGGCUGGCAGCGGGGCACUGCUUUUCAUCAUCUCAGACCUGACCAUCGCUCUCAACAAGUUCUGCUUUCCCGUGCCCUACUCACGGGCACUCAUCAUGUCCACCUACUACGCUGCUCAGAUGCUCAUUGCCCUGUCGGCCGUCGAGAGCCGAGAGCCAGUGGAAGACUAUAGACUGAGCAAGGCCAACUGAAGAGACUGGGGUCUGCUCACCUCUCCCCUGGGGUUGGGGCCCAGACUUGGGGCGUGUGCUGGAGUUGGAUCAGUUGGUAGCUCCUGGGAAAGUGGCAGGCUUGAAGGGGUAAGAAGAAGGAACGCCCAGCAAAGCUGGCAGGCUUAGGAGCAGCCUCAUAGCCCUCGCCUGAGUCAGGACUAGAUGUCUCCUCACCCCGUCAGGAUUGUCAAAGCCCUCCCAUAAGGCCAUGGUGCUUUUCCACCCCUCUCUUUUUACUAGCUGUGAGAAUGUGACCUAUGCCCAGGACCAACGGCCAUGCCAGGCUCGUCCAUUCCCACCUCUCUUCCAAGACAACCCAGGAGCAGGCCUUGAAAACUCCUUCCCCAGGCUCCCCAGUUGGGAGGACUGGUUGGAGGAGGAGCCUUGUUUUCCCU